Molecule: messenger RNA, 2981 nt
Organism: Spea bombifrons (plains spadefoot toad)
Lineage: Eukaryota; Metazoa; Chordata; Amphibia; Anura; Pelobatidae
Gene: ST14
Product: ST14 transmembrane serine protease matriptase
Exons: 19
Coding region: 361-2892 (843 amino acids)
Biological process (GO): proteolysis; acrosome reaction
Cellular component (GO): membrane
Molecular function (GO): serine-type endopeptidase activity; protein binding
Source: RefSeq, a predicted model, not a curated record
GUGGGAAGUGGAAGAAAAGCCACACCUUGAAACUACUACCUGCGAGUCGGAGGAUUAAGCAGCAAAGGAGGGGAAAAAGAGCAAAAUCACCCGGGGUCCCGGCAGACAGGGAGUGAGGGGGCACCCGAGGAGUGGGCAGGAGAGGCAGAGACCCCCGGCCUGGGAGGUAAAUCCACAUCUGUGACUUCAGUCCCGAGUUUCGCUGCAGCUGCUGCCAGUUUCACUUGAAACCAGGGGGAGGAAGCAGCCUCUGCUCAGCGGAACUUCCACACCUUCCCGGGAGUCUGAUAGAGGCUGCCACUCAUCUCCCACCAGAGACAAGAGAAAGGAGGGCUCAGCAGUCUCCCCUCUCAGGAUAAUAUGAGGAACUCCGAUUCCAACCUGAAAUACAGCCACAGACCGGAGAGUAUGAACGGCUUCGAGGAGGUCGUGGAAUUCCUUCCGGCCACCAACACCAAGAAGGUGGAGAAGCGGGGUCCGCGCAGGAAGUACGUGGUCAUCGGCGUGGUGCUCGGCGCCGCUCUCCUCUCCCUCACCGUGGGGCUCCUCGUGUGGCAUUUCGCCUAUCGGAACGCCCGCGUGCAGAAAAUGUUCACCGGAAGCCUGAGGAUCACCAACUACCCGUUUAUCGACGCCUACGAGAAUUCAACGACCCCGGAGUUCAACCAACUGGCCGAGAAAGUCACCGACAUGCUGAAGACUCUGUACAGCGGGCACCCGGAUAUCGCCCCGUAUUUCAGCGACUGCAGCGUCACCGCGUUCAGUGAGGGCAGCGUCAUCGCGUAUUACUGGGCGGAGUUUGCCGUCCCUGCCUAUCGGGAGGAGGCGCUGGAUAAGGCGAUAUCGGAGUUAAAAGUACAGAACGUGAAUCUGAGGAGGAGCUUCCUGGCCGUGGAUUCGUUCGAGUCGUACCCUAUCGAUUUCCAGCUGGCGAGAAAGUUCCGGGACAACAGCUGUAACUACUUUCUACACGCCAAACCCGGGGAGCUGACCAAGUUCUCCAGCCCGGGCUUCCCCAACUCUCCCUACCCUCCGAACACGCGGUGCCAGUGGGUGCUACGCGCCGACGUCGACCACAUCAUCAGCCUCAAGUUCAAAACGUUCAAGAUGGACACCUGUAACCUGCCGCGGGGAGACUACGUCAAACUGUACGACUCGCUGAGCAUCGCGGAGGCUCGCACUAUGAUGACGCUUUGUGGGAGUUAUCCUCCGUCUUACAAUCUCACCUUCUUCUCCUCCCAAAAUGUGAUGCUGAUCACCAUGGUUUCAGACGACAAAGGAAGGCAGCCGGGGUUCAUGGCGGAAUUCAAGCAGCAGCCUUCGACCAUGCUGUGUGGGGGCACAAUCCGAAAUUCCGAAGGGGUGAUUACUAGUCCGUUCUUCCCCGGCCAUUACCCCGCGAACAAGGAAUGUAUCUGGGAUAUCCAGGUUCCGGGAAAUAAGUUUGUGAAGCUGCGGUUUAAUAUGUUCUACCUGCUGGAACCCGGCGUCCCCGUCAGCUCGUGCACGAAAGAUUACGUGGAGAUCAAUAACCAGAGGUACUGCGGGGAGAAACAGCCCUUCGUAGUUUCGAGCAACAGUAAUAAAAUGAUGGUGCGUUUCCGUUCCGACCAGUCGCACACCGACACCGGCUUCACGGCGCAGUACGUGUCGUACGAUUCUGAGAACCCGUGUCCCGACCAGUACACCUGCAAGAGCGGCCGCUGCAUCAGCAAGGAGCGCCGCUGCGACGGGUGGAACGACUGCAUCGACUUCAGCGACGAACUAAACUGCAAUUGCACGGCUGAUCAGUUCCGCUGUAAAACCAGCACCAUCUGCAAACCCCGCUUCUUCCUGUGCGACGGCGUCAACGACUGCGGGGACAGCAGCGACGAGCAGGACUGCAAAUGUCCAGAAAAUAACUUUAAAUGUGCGAAUGGAAAAUGCAUCCCCAACGCGCAGAAAUGCGACAAGAACGACAACUGCGGAGACGGAUCCGACGAGCUGGACUGCCCCGCGGAGCCCAAAACCGCCUGCACGGAAUUAACCUACAAAUGCAAGAACAACGAGUGCAUCAGCAAGACCAACCCGGAGUGCGACGGGGAAAAGGACUGCGCCGACGGCUCGGACGAGGACGCCGAUAAUUGCAACUGCGGGAAGCGCCCGUACACCCGAAAGACCAGGAUUGUAGGGGGGGUGAACGCCGAUAUCGGAGAGUUUCCGUGGCAGGUCAGUCUGCACACCAAGAAAGACGGACACACGUGCGGAGCGUCCCUGGUUUCACCCACAAUCUUGAUCUCUGCAGCUCAUUGUUUCCAAGACAUGCAAGGAACACGGUAUUCCGACCCCUCCUUGUGGACGGCGUUCCUGGGUUUGCACGAUCAGAAGCAGCGAACCACCAGCAAGGACGUGGUGGAGCGCUCGAUAAAACGCAUCGUGCCGCACAGAAGCUUCAAUGACUAUACGUACGAUAACGACAUCGCCAUGCUGGAGCUGAGCAGCCCCGUGACCUACACCGACUUCAUCCAACCCAUCUGCAUCCCCGAGAGCUCCCACAACUUCCCCGUGGGCAAAGGCAUAUGGGUCACGGGCUGGGGGGCGCUGAGCGAAGGGGGUUCUGGGUCGGUGGUUCUACAAAAGGCAGAGAUCCGCGUAAUCAACUAUAAUGAAUGCAACAAACUUCUCGACAACCAACUGACGGCCCGCAUGUUGUGCGCCGGGUUUGUCAGCGGCGGCAUCGAUGCCUGUCAGGGGGAUUCUGGCGGACCCCUGUCCAGUUUGGAAAGUAAUAACAAGAUGUACCUGGCUGGUAUAGUCAGCUGGGGCGAUGGCUGCGCGAGGAGGAAUAAGCCAGGCGUCUACACAAGCGUCACAAACAUGAGGGACUGGAUACGGCAGAACACGGGCUUGUAAUGAAGAUUUACCGGCGCUGUGAAGGACUUUAUGUGUAUUUUUAAAAGUCAUCGAGUUUAAUGGAAUAUUUUUUUUAAAAAAAACAGAAA